AUGUUGAGCUGAGAGCCGAGCAGUCUGUGGGCACCGCUGCACGGAUCCCUUGUGCGGAGGAGCAGCGGGAGCAGUGCGCAGGGAUCGUUAUAUAAGGACUGCCGGCGGACCCCCCUCCCUGCACCGAUGGCAUCUCCCGGCCUCCUAUAAAGCGAUACAGGUACCAGUGCCGGGACGAUGCCAUGUCACAUUGUUGCGGGGGUCUGAUAAGAAGUUUACGCGUCUUCUGCAUCAUUCAGCCGGAAGGCGAUUAGUGGGAUUUCCUUCCAGAAGGAACAGAUCGUGCGUCAUAAUCGCCGCAUGCAGCCGCGACAGAUCGUGAUCGGCGACACACUGGCGAGGACGGGCCAUGGAGCCGCUGCCCCGAACAUGAGCCUCAAGCGCCCAAACUUUCCGGAUGGCCUCUCCUGCGGCAGCAGCAGCAGCAGCCGGGGGGGAUUAGCCAGCAACAGUUCUCCUCCCAGCCGCCUGCCCUCCUCCGGAUAGUCGGCUCCGGCCGCCCCCCUCCCCGGUGCUGAGGAUGAAAGUGUUCCGCAGGAAGGCGAUCAUCCUGUGCCUGGGCUACAUCCUGCUGCUGGUCCUCACCAUGCUCAACCUGAUGGACAAGUGGCACAAGGAGCCCCAGCAGUGCAACGACCAGGUGCGCUACACCCCCUACCAGACCCGCUCCGACAUCCGCUACCUGUACCGACCCUCCCCGCCCAGGAAGAGGCAGCUGGUCUACGUCUUCACCACCUGGAGGUCCGGGUCCUCCUUCUUCGGGGAGCUCUUCAACCAGAACCCCGAUGUCUUCUUCCUUUACGAGCCCGUGUGGCAUGUGUGGCAGAAGCUGUACCCCGGGGAUGCCAUGUCUCUGCAGGGUGCUGCCCGGGAUCUCCUCAGCGCCCUCUACAGGUGUGACUUGUCUGCCCUGCAGCUGUACAACACCGCGGGGGCAAAGAACAUCAGCACCUUGGGCAUCUUCGGAGCCUCCACCAACAAGGUCAUCUGCUCCUCCCCGAUCUGCUCGGCCUAUAAGAAGGACGUGGUGGGCUUGGUGGACGAUAAAGUGUGCAAGAAGUGCCCCCCGCAGAGCCUGAGCCUGCUGGAGGAAGAGUGCCACAAGUACAACACCAUAGUCAUAAAGGGGGUAAGGAUCUUCGACAUCAACGUGCUGGCUCCAUUGAUGGUAGACCCUUCCCUGGACCUGAAGGUCAUCCACUUAGUCAGGGAUCCCCGGGCAGUAGCCAACUCCAGGAUAAAGUCUAGACAUGGAUUGAUCCGCGAGAGUCUUCAGGUGGUUCGCAGCAGAGACCCCAGGAUCCGAAGGGUCCCCUUUAUAGAUCCUGGACAUAAACUUAACAAGAAGGAUGGUUCUGACUAUCACGCCAUAGGUGCCAUGGAGGUAAUAUGUAGCAGCAUGGGCAAGACCCUCAGGACUGCUCUCAACCCCCCGAGCUGGCUCAAGGGUAACUACAUGGUAGUUAGAUAUGAGGAUCUGGUUAUGGAUCCUAUAAAGACUGUAAGGCAGGUCUAUGGAUUUGUCAACCUGUCCGUAAGCCCAGAGAUAGAGAAGUUCUCCUUAAACAUGACUAGUGGCUCAGGCUAUUCCUCCAAACCCUUUGUGGUAUCUGCUCGCAAUGCCACCCAGGCAGUCAGUGCUUGGAGGACAUUACUUACUUUCCUGCAGAUAAAACAAGUGGAAGAGUAUUGCCAGGUCCCCAUGGACCUAUUGGGUUACCAGACAGUUAGCAGUCAAGAAGACGUCAAAGACUUUAGCAAGCCAUUGCUUAGGAAGCCCAUGUUAUGAAGACAAUCUGUAGGAUUGACUGACGUGUUGCCUGCAAAAAACUAAAAAACCUACCUGUCCUGACAACUACUGUACCAAAAGUCUGCAGCUGUUACUGUACAUUACUGUAUUUACUGAUGGGAAACCAUUGGUUCUCUUCCCUACAGUUAUCUUCUGGGGUACUUUAUGUUCUUGAUGGUUUUUUUGCUUGCAUUCUAUUUAACAUGUCCUCAGGACCCCCUGACUUGUCAUGUUGAAGGUACCAGGAGGUCAGGGGAGGUCAUGGCUGACCGUCUUCUGUCUCCUAGGUUAGAGGGUCCUGAGAACCAGGGGGGAGGUCUGCUGCUGUUUGCUGUCUAUGAUAAUAAUGCUCUGUUAGUGACGGUUCUAUUGGCAGCCAACAUAUCGACCUCCCAAAUAAAGGCUUUAAACCUGUAAUGUUUUCUUGAUACUGUUUGCCUCACAUGUUGGUUAGAUAGUCUGCAAGUGUCUCUGCCUUCAGGAAACAACAAAUACAUUAAAACAUUGUUUCCAAACACGACUAGAAACAAGUGAUCACCACCACGUUGCAUGAAACAGCAAUGGUGUACCAGAACCAUAUGGAACACCCAGUGGGACAACUGGUAAAUGUUACAUUAACUGUUAAUAAAAGUCAAUAAUUUAUGAUCA
Messenger RNA from Hyla sarda, 2437 nucleotides. It is a transcript of the gene CHST2, whose product is annotated as carbohydrate sulfotransferase 2. Gene Ontology annotation, cellular component: Golgi membrane. Gene Ontology annotation, biological process: N-acetylglucosamine metabolic process; carbohydrate metabolic process; sulfur compound metabolic process. The record is from RefSeq and is a predicted model, not a curated record. The transcript has a single exon. NCBI's taxonomy places the organism in Eukaryota, Metazoa, Chordata, Amphibia, Anura, Hylidae. The coding region runs from base 521 to 1789 and encodes 422 amino acids. Gene Ontology annotation, molecular function: N-acetylglucosamine 6-O-sulfotransferase activity.